Dimorphilus gyrociliatus is the source of this 1120-nucleotide messenger RNA. The record is from the annotation of a GenBank genome assembly. Lineage: Eukaryota; Metazoa; Annelida; Polychaeta; Dinophilidae.
AUAAACAAAAAUGGCGGCGGCGCCUGGUUUAGAAGAACCAAAUACAAUGGAAUCAGAUGAUCUACCUGCUCAAGAAACUUCUGGAAAUAAGCCCUAUGACAAACCAAUUUGUUUAAUAGUUUUAGGUAUGGCUGGGUCAGGGAAGACUGCCUUUGUUCAAAGACUUACAUCUUUUCUCCAUUCAAAAAAAACACCACCUUAUGUCAUAAAUUUGGAUCCCGCUGUCAAAGAAGUUCCAUUUCCAGCAAAUAUUGAUAUAAGAGAUACAGUUAAAUAUAAAGAAGUUAUGAAACAAUAUGGUCUUGGACCCAACGGAGGGAUUGUUACGUCAUUGAACCUAUUUUCAAUGGCAUUUGAUCAAGUCUUAUCAAUUAUUGAAAAAAGAUGUAACCCUAAAGACAAAAGUGCUCCAAAAUAUGUUGUGAUAGAUACUCCUGGUCAAAUCGAAGUUUUUACCUGGUCUGCCUCGGGAACAAUUAUCAGCGAAAGCAUUGCAGCUUCUAUGGCCACAGCAAUUGUAUAUAUUGUAGAUACAGCUCGAAACGUAAAUCCUGUGACAUUUAUGUCAAAUAUGCUGUACGCCUGUAGUAUUCUUUAUAAAAUGAAAUUACCUUUUAUAAUCGUUUUCAAUAAGGCUGAUAUAAUCAACCCUAGUUUCGCUUUUGAGUGGAUGAAGGACUUUGAGACUUUUCAGGAAGCCUUAAAUGAUGACACUUCUUACGUUUCAAAUCUUACUCGGUCAAUGAGCCUUGUUUUAGAUGAAUUUUACAGUCAUCUAUCCCCCGUAGCAGUUUCUUCUCUAACCGGAACAGGAUUAAACGACUUCUUAGCUGCCGCCAAUAAAUGUGGAUUCGAAUAUGAGAGAGAAUUUUUACCAAUGUAUGAAAAAAUGAAGGAAAAGAGAGAAUCUGCUAGGAAAAAAGAGAAUAUGGAUAGAGUAAAGAAUGAUAUUUCAGAUGACAUAGAAGCUACUAUGGCCAACGUCCGAACAGUUACCUUAGCUCCAAAUAAUGAUGACGAAGAUGACAGUGAGGCAGAAAUCGAAAAUGCCGAUGCUGAUGAAAGAAAAGAAGGGAAAUCAUUUGAAAGAUUUGUAAAGGCAAAACCUUCGGUUAACUGA